This is a messenger RNA of Strongylocentrotus purpuratus (purple sea urchin), 2827 nucleotides long. It is a transcript of the gene alkbh6, whose product is annotated as alpha-ketoglutarate-dependent dioxygenase alkB homolog 6. The record is from RefSeq and is a predicted model, not a curated record. The transcript is spliced from 7 exons. Lineage: Eukaryota; Metazoa; Echinodermata; Echinoidea; Camarodonta; Strongylocentrotidae. The coding region runs from base 68 to 805 and encodes 245 amino acids.
GAAUGCAGCAACGUGAACUGAAGAUAGGACUUGGGAGCAGACGAAAAUAAAUAUUAUAACACAGAAAAUGGACCCUUUAUCAACGUCUGAAGGUGGAAUUUCUUUAGAGAAAUAUAGAGUGAAGAAUGCUCCAGAUGUGGCAUACUACAUUCCAGAUUUUGUUACAGAACAAGAAGGCAAAUAUCUCUUGAAUCAGGUAUAUGCAGCCCCUAAACCAAAAUGGACCCACCUGUCAAACAGACGUCUCCAAAACUGGGGUGGUCUACCUCAUCCAAAAGGAAUGAUUGCAGAGGGAUUGCCAAAGUGGCUGGAUGUGUAUGCUAAGAAGAUUGCACGAUUAGGUGUGUUUGGAGAUCAUAUACCAAACCAUGUCCUUGUCAAUGAAUACCAACCCGGCCAAGGAAUUAUGCCCCAUGAAGAUGGGCCACUCUUCCACCCAGUUGUAACGACUAUCAGCCUUGGUUCACACACAUUCCUAGACUUCUACAAAAGGAGAGAGGAGAAUGAUGCAGAUUCUCAGCCAUCGUUGGAGGAAGCGACAAGCAACAAGCAGGAUCUCAAUGAGCCAUUCCUUUCCCUCCUGCUGGAGCCAUAUAGCCUCCUGAUCCUGCAGGACUCCAUGUACACCGGUCACCUUCAUGGUAUAGCGGAGAGGACAGCAGAUGUGACCGCCUCCACAGUGGCCAAUCUAAGUGCCACUGGAUACCGAGUAGAGCAGGAGAUUGAAAGGACUUGCAGGGUAUCCCUAACCAUUAGGUACUUCCCUAAAACACUGAAAUUGAAAUUGCAGUUUGGCAAGAGGUGAUAAGAUACCGGUACUCAUCUUCUAAAAAAAGUGGAGCAAAUUGUGUUUCAUCAGAGACUUGUUGACAACAGCAUUGAGGAAAACUGAUCAAAUGGUGCAUCAGGAGCUAGUACCCAUGCAACUAAAUACUAAAAGGUAUCUGGCAUUAUUAGUGCUGUUGAUUUUCUCUGUCAAUAUGUUUAUGGUAUGUUUUCCUGAUAUCCAGACUGUCUUUAACCAUUGGGGUCGACAGAACCUAAGUAUUUUACCAUCUCCAGGAAGAAUCACUGUAAGUUUGACAGCUGCUAGAUAAAGAAUUACUGGUGCAUGAUCACAUGCUUUCAUUGUCCCUAGGUUUUACAACCACCAACUUUGGUCAAAGAACCUCAGAGCGGAAGAUAGCCGCAUGUUUGGGAGAUACAAGGGACUUGUAGUUGCCCCUGAAGUUGGGAUUGCGGUAAUAAAAUUACAUGGAAGUGUUGUGUGCCAGUGAUAGCUUGCAUUGAUAAGUAGACAUGCAUGUUAUGAAGGAUAGUGUGAAGUAAAUAAUUACAUUGUAUUAUAAAGGGGAGAUAAGUGAUGAUAUAAACUCAUUGUACAUGUACCAGUAGAUGUUCUGGUUAUGCAAGCAUGAUGGUAUAGACUUUGUCCCUGUACACAAGGAUGUGGACUAACUUAUUAGUUGUCACAUUUUGAUAAACAAAGAAGUGAAAGAGCACACAUAUAGAUGUGUGUCAUAAGAGUAACAUAUUGUUUUGAAUGGGUUCAUACAAGUUAAUGGAUUAGUAGUUUGUCUUUUAUGAAAAAGAAAGAUGUAGCAUUGCAUGGUAACUUGUAAUUCACAAAAUCCAAAUACCGGUAGUACAAAUUAUGUUACUUUACAUUCCUGAAUCAAGCUUUGAAUUUGUUUUCAUGGUCUUAAAAUGAAAGGUUAAUAUGAGAAAAAUAGCAUAUACAUAAUGUAAAAACUAUUCUGUGCCAAAAUUAUAAAUGGAUGACUAAUUUAUGUAUCAGGGUUAUAUAUUCUGUGAGUCAUGACAUUGCCAUGGACAGAGGAAAUAACACUUUGUUAAAAAAAAGGUAUACCAAUGAGCUGCAUUGCACCAGGCCGGAGGUGAGAGAAAAUAAUCUCACCUCCCUGAUUGCACAUUCUCCUUCAACUUGGCUGGAAGAGGACCAAUUAACACCCUACUUUAGAAAGUAGAGAACCCUAGCCAAAAAUAACAUUAACAGAGGCCUUGGCUAAAUGGGAUUAUGUCAAACAAAGGGAGAAUGAAUGGGUGUGAUAACCAGAGAUUAAUGUGUGAGGCUGCUGGAGCUUUUUGAGGAUUAUGUGUUUAAUAGAAAGAAAAGCUAUCAAUCUGGGUGGAGUAAUACCAUGCAUAUCCUAGCUGGCACAUAGUUUUUUGACUGAGAUUUUGUUGUAAUCCUUUCCUGGGCAGGGUCUCACGAAACAGCCAUAAGUUUAAGUCCACAUACAUCACAUUGUCGUGUGUCUAACAGGCAAUGAUAUUUUCUGUCAAAUUUUGUUUCAUUUUUUUAGGUUAGGGAGAACACAUUAAUAUUAAUGUACUUCAUUCAAAUUGAUUCCUUUAGUCUUUUCUUGUUAAUUCAUUGACUCAUAAAAGGGAACACACCAUUGCAAUGAGUGCAUAUGGAUUUGACUGAGUGGAAUAUGUAAAGAAAUUAUUAUUCAUCAGUGAAAUCAUUAUCUGUUGGAUUUGAUUUUGAAGAGAUAGAAUCAAUCUCCUUCCCUGGUGUGCAUAUGGGAACGUUCGAUAUUGCAACACCAGAAACUUUCACGAUAUGUUAUAAAGGCAUUCCAUAUUUUGCAGCAUGAAACUCCAAAGAAUCUGAAUCACUCACAAAAAAAUUGAAAUUUCGUCUGCUGGAAAUUUUCUGGUUAUGCAAUAUACUAUUCCCUGGUAAAGUCCAUCCAAGCAAUACACUCGUUUAAAAAAAAAAGCCAUUUACAAUGUACUUACAAUGUACUUUUAACAAUUAAAUACUGUAAUAUCUAGAAUGAUUUUGUGUCAAACCAGA